Molecule: messenger RNA, 1346 nt
Organism: Hansenula anomala
Lineage: Eukaryota; Fungi; Ascomycota; Saccharomycetes; Phaffomycetales; Wickerhamomycetaceae
Gene: CLP1
Product: cleavage polyadenylation factor subunit CLP1
Exons: 5
Coding region: 1-1344 (447 amino acids)
Biological process (GO): tRNA splicing, via endonucleolytic cleavage and ligation
Cellular component (GO): nucleus; mRNA cleavage factor complex
Molecular function (GO): polynucleotide 5'-hydroxyl-kinase activity
Source: RefSeq, a predicted model, not a curated record
AUGUCACUUCCAGGCUUGGCAAACGCCGAUACAAGUGAGAAACUUGCAAAGGAAGAAGUUGAAAUCGGUGCUAAAUCAGAAUGGAGAUUUGAAGUUGGGUUUGAAGAUACUGCCACUGUUAAAGUUCUCGAAGGCAUUGCUGAAAUAUUUGGUACAGAACUUACAAAUGAUUAUGAAUACAGUUUCACUGGAACAAAAUCUGCAAUUUACUCACAUCAAGGUGCAAAGAUUGAAUACUCCGGUAAUGUUUCUUCAGAGUAUACAUCUGAAGAAACUCAAAUGAAUGCUUAUAUCAAUCUGCAUUUCGCUUUGGAAAACUUAAGAUAUGAAGCGGCAAAUACAAAGAAAGGUCCAAGAGUGUUAAUUUUGGGUGCUAAAGAUUCUGGAAAGACAACAUUGGCAAAGAUUUUGGCAAGUUAUGCGAAUAGAAUGGACCAUCAACCAAUGGUUGUGAAUUUGAAUCCUAAUGAGGGUGUUUAUUCCAUCCCAGGUACACUUUCUGCUGCUCCAAUUUCAGACAUUCUUGACGUCGAACAAGGCUGGGGUCAAACGUAUACCACAGGUCCAACAUUGUUACAUCCAAAGCAACCAAAUGUUAGAUAUUAUGGGCUAGAAACUAUUGAUGAAAAUCUUGGAUUCUACAAGCAUAAUGUCUCAAGAUUAGGUGUCACUGUUUGCAGUAGGAUGGAGGAAGAUGAAGAAGUUAACAAAUCUGGUAUGAUUGUUGAUACACCUCCUUUGAAUAUCAAAGAUGCCUCAUUAAUUGAAGAUAUCGUUUCAGAUUUUGAAAUCAAUGUUCUUUGCAUUGUGGGGAAUGAAAGAUUAUAUAUUGAUUUGAAAAAAAGAUUUAAAGAAAAAGUUACAAUCGUUAAAGUUCCAAAAUCUGGUGGUUGUGUUGAAAGAGAUGACGCAUUUACAAGACAAGUUCAACAAAAAAGCAUUAGAGAGUACUUUUACGGUACUUCAAAAACUAUUUUAUCACCAUAUACCGUUCAUGUUGAUUUUACAGUGGUUAAUGUUUACAAACCAUAUGUUGAAACAAAUGAUUACAUCUCAUCUGUUUUGCCAAUUGGCGAAGAUGAAUCAGAUGAACGAGACUCGAAGGCCCCAAAAUUACUUGAAAAAGUUGAACCUUCAUCUUCAACAUUACAACAUUGUGUUGUUGCCAUAUUACAAGCAGGUAAAAACGAUGAUGUUGACAUUCUCCUGCGAAGCGGAGUGUUAGGGUUUGCAGUCAUAACUGAUGUUGAUGAUACGAAGACAAAGCUUCGAAUCUUGAUGCCCGUUCCUGGAAGAUUGCCUGAUAAUGCAAUGAUAUUAGGAGCUUACCGUUAUUUUGAAUAGAG